GUGGAUUGUGGGCUAGUGGAGGUCUGCUCGCAGUCAUGGCUGCCAUGGUGAAUUGGUUAGUCUUUCUCUUCGGGUUGGUUUGCCUGUCCGCGGCUGUCUUUGAGGAUCAGGCGGGCAAAUUCGACUGGAGGCAGCAGUAUGUAGGGAAGGUCCAGUUUGCAUAUUUCGACUCGCAGACACAGGCUUCCAAAAAACUCCUGGUGGCCACAGAACAGAACGUCAUCGCUUCUCUCAAUUCCAGGAAUGGGGACAUCAUCUGGAGACAGGUGGACAAGACAGGACCUGAAGGGCACAUUGACACCUUUCUGGUCCAUGGGCAAGAUGCGAUCACGGUGUCUGGCAAUGGACGUCUGCUUCGAUCCUGGGAAACCACCAUUGGGGGCUUGAACUGGGAGACAGUGCUGGACACAGGCAGUUUCCAGUCUGCUGGUUUUGUCGGGGUGCAGGAUUCAGUGAAGUACGUAGCUAUCCUGAAGAAAACUGCCAUCUCCCUUCAUUACCUCUCCAACGGGCAUCAGAAAUGGGUGGAGAGUUUACUAGACAGCGAGACGGUUCAGUAUGAGGUGGUUUACUCGGGAGGGAGUGGGUUGGUCUCUGUGCUGGGAGUGGUCCCACACUCACACCUCACUAUUACAACCUACAAUCUGGAGGAUGGAAAGAUCAUGAAGCAGGUGUCUGUGGAAGCCCUCUGGCUGGAGAGUCUUAAGCCGGGCUGUGCUGUGGUCAGGGAUGGGGUGCUGGUGUGUGCUGACCCAGCCAGCCGCUCCCUGUACACCCUGAAGCUGGAGGAGGAGCACGAGCAGGAGAUGAGACAGGUGCUACUGCAGUCUCUAGAUGUGGAGUUGUCCGAUGGUUUCCAGCCUCACGUCUUGGCCACCCAACCCAGCCCGGCUCAGCACCCCAAUGCGGAGUUCUUCCUGCAGCUCGGCCCUGAUCACCACAUCCUGCUGCAGCUGGGGGAUGACGCCAUCGCCCCUCUGCGGGACUUCCAGCAGGCUCUUCUGGUAUCUUUUGCUACAACUGGAGAGAAAACGGUGGCGGUCGUCAUGUCGCCUAAAAAUGAAACGGCCUACAGCAUCAACCUGUUCUCAGCAGAUUCAGGGCGGAGACUGCUGGAGACGACCACCACCUUUAACCAUGACCCCAGUGGUGGGAAACCUGAGAGGCUCUGUGUUCAUGCGUUCCUGAAGAAAGAUGAUUCGGUUGGGUACAGGGUGUUGGUACAGACUGAGGACCAUGCUCUGAUCUUCGUACAGCAGCCAGGGAGGGUCCUGUGGAUCCGGGAAGAGGCUCUGGCUGAGGUGGUUACCAUGGAGAUGGUGGAUCUGCCUCUCACCGGGACACAGGCUGAACUGGAGGGAGAGUUUGGGAAGAAAGCAGCCAUUCAAGAUGGCUUGCUGGGGAUGGUGCUGAAGCGUCUCUCCUCCCAGCUCAUCGUGCUGCAGUCCUGGAUGGCGCACCUGUGGAAGAUGUUCUGUGAUGCCCGCCAGCCGCGCAGCCUGGUGAAGAACGAGGUCACCAUCGAGACUCUGGCCCGGGACGAGUUUAACCUGCAGAAGAUGAUGGUCAUGGUGACGGCCUCGGGGAAGCUCUUUGGUAUUGAGAGCAGCUUUGGCACUAUCCUCUGGAAACACUUCCUGCAGAAGGUGCAGCCUGGCUCCUCCUUCAAGCUGGUGGUGCAGAGAACGACCGCCCACUUCCCUCACCCCCCUCAGUGCACCCUGAUUAUCAAGGACAAGGACACCGGCUUGAUCACUCUCCAUGUCUUCAACCCUAUUUUUGGGAAGAGGAGCCACAUCACCCCACCCAGCCUGGGCCGGCCCAUCCUGCAGUCCCUGUUGCUGCCCCUCAUGGACCAGGACUACGCCAAGGUGCUGCUGCUCAUCGACAACGAGUACAAGGUCACGGCGUUCCCGUCCACCAAGCGCGUCUUGCAGCAGCUCCAGGAGAUGGCCUCCUCGGUCUUCUUCUACCUGGUGGACUCAGACCAGGGGAAGCUGUCUGGCUUCCGGCUCUGCCGGGACCUGACGACAGAGCUGAUCUGGGAGGUGGUCAUUCCCACAGAGGUGCAGAGGAUCGUAGCGGUGAAAGGGAAGAGAGCCAAUGAGCACGUCCAUUCCCAGGGGCGUGUGAUGGGGGACCGCAGCGUGCUCUAUAAGUACCUGAACCCAAACCUGCUGGCGGUGGUGACGGAGAGCAGUGACUUGCACCCAGAGCGCAGCUUCGUGGGGAUGUACCUGAUCGACGGGGUGACCGGGCGCAUCAUCCACGAGGCGGUGCAGAGGAAGGCACGCGGGCCCGUCUACUUCGUCCACUCUGAGAACUGGGUCGUGUAUCAGUACUGGAACACCAAGUCCCGCCGGAACGAGUUCUCUGUGCUGGAGCUGUAUGAGGGGACGGAGCAGUACAACAGCACGGCCUUCAGCUCUCUGGACCGGCCCCUGACCCCUCAGGUCCUGCAGCAGUCUUACAUCUUCCCCUCCACCAUCAGCCAGCUGGAGGCAACCAUCACGGAGAAGGGCAUCACCAGCAGGCACCUGCUGGUGGGAUUGCCGUCCGGGGCCAUACUCUCCUUGCCCAAGAUGUUUCUGGAUCCCAGGCGGCCAGAGGUGCCUUCAGAGCAGAGCCGGGAGGAGAAUCUGAUUCCGUAUGCCCCAGAAAUACCAAUUCGUUCCGAGUGGUUCAUUAACUACAACCAGACUGUUUCCCGAGCAAAGGGGAUCUACACUGCCCCCUCUGGUCUGGAGUCCACAUGUCUUGUGGUGGCGUACGGCCUGGAUAUCUAUCAGACGCGGGUGUACCCCUCCAAGCAGUUCGACGUGCUGAACGACGACUAUGACUACAUGCUGAUCAGCAGUGUCCUCUUCGGACUGGUCUUUGCCACCAUGAUCAGCAAGAGGCUGGCUCAGGUCAAGCUGCUGAACCGUGCCUGGCGGUAAGAGAGAGCUGGAGCCAGACCUCCACCCAGCGGAGCACCACCCUCCCAUUACUUUACACUGGCCGCUUCCCAGGGCUACUGAUGGUCCAGAUCGUUUUCCAUUUCAGCUGGUCCAACCUGCUUUUAAAAACCCCUCCUAUAGAAGGUCCUCCUCUAAUCGCUGUAAAUAUGUGUUUCAAUGUCAAGAUACAAAUAUAGAUACAAAGACCACCCAUAAGCAUCAGUUACCCUUUUUUACAGUUGAUAUAAUCAGGGUUAUUUUGAAUCUGCAUGGAUUUCCAAUGAACAAUACAAAGUUAUUGUGAGGUUCCUAAAUAUGUCCUAUAUAGAUUUAGUGUGUGUUUUGAUUUAGGUUUGAAAGAAAUGCAGAGAGAGGUUUUAUUUAGGACCCAGCUGAAACAAAACAAAAAAAACUGGACCGUUGGUUUUCCCUGGGGGCCAGCCACUAAUUUAAGAGAAGAAACUGAAGCUGCUCAGCCUGUACCUGAGGACCCAGCAGCCCGCUCAUCAACUAGGAAUGAGCAGCAGUGGAAUCACACUUGCACGCCACAGAAAAAAAAAUUCUUAAUCAUCACACAGGUUAUGGCACCCAGCAAUGUGAUUUGGAUGGAUCUCAACAUUUUUUUUU
Polyodon spathula (Mississippi paddlefish) is the source of this 3566-nucleotide messenger RNA. RefSeq names its product ER membrane protein complex subunit 1-like. Lineage: Eukaryota; Metazoa; Chordata; Actinopteri; Acipenseriformes; Polyodontidae. The transcript has 23 exons. Gene Ontology annotation, biological process: protein folding in endoplasmic reticulum. Gene Ontology annotation, molecular function: protein binding. Gene Ontology annotation, cellular component: EMC complex. The coding region runs from base 36 to 2939 and encodes 967 amino acids. The record is from RefSeq and is a predicted model, not a curated record.